CUGGCGCGGGGGCGGCCGGGGGCAGAGGGGCGGCCCCACCGCGGGAGGCCCCGCCGCCGGCCCUUGGACGCGGGCGCCGCGCCGAGCCCAGCCGAGCCGAGCCGAGCCAUGGCGGCGCCGGGGCAGAACCUGGCCGUGGUAGUGCACCGAGCCGGGGACCUGCGCCUGGAAAACCGUCCGAUCCCAGAACCGGGUCCCAACGAGGUGCUGCUGCAGAUGCAUUCUGUUGGGAUCUGCGGCUCCGACGUUCACUACUGGCAGCACGGCCGCAUCGGGGAUUUUGUGGUGAAGAACCCCAUGGUGCUGGGGCACGAAGCUUCUGGGACCGUCAUCAAAGUGGGAUCGGGAGUGACUCAUCUGAAACCAGGUGACCGAGUGGCCAUCGAGCCCGGCGUCCCGAGAGAAAUGGACGAGUUCUGCAAAACCGGCCGCUACAACCUGUCUCCAACCAUCUUCUUCUGCGCGACGCCUCCCGACGACGGCAACUUGUGCCGCUACUACAAGCACAACGCCAGCUACUGCUACAAGCUUCCAGAUAACGUCACCUUUGAAGAAGGAGCCCUUAUCGAGCCGCUUUCGGUGGGAAUCCAUGCCUGCAAAAGGGCGGGAGUCACUCUGGGAAGCAAAGUCUUCGUGUCUGGCUCCGGACCAAUUGGCCUCGUUAACGUGCUUGUUGCUAAGAUGAUGGGCGCAGCAGCUGUGGUAGUUACAGAUUUAUCCGCCUCUCGCCUGCAAAAAGCCAAGGAGGUGGGGGCGGAUUUCACCAUCCAGGUGACGACCGAGACCCCGCAGGAGGUGGCCUCCAAGGUGGAGGCUCUGCUGGGCUGCAUGCCCGAGAUGACGGUGGAGUGCACCGGGGUGCAGGCCUGCAUCCAGACUGGCAUCUACGCCACCCGUUCUGGUGGGACCUUGGUGCUGGUGGGGCUGGGGCCUGAGAUGGUGACGUUGCCCGUGGUGAACGCGGCCGUGCGGGAAGUCGACAUCCGGGGGAUCUUCCGCUACUGCAACACGUGGCCGGUGGCCAUUGCUCUGCUGGCAUCCAAGCGGAUCAACGUGAAGCCCUUGGUCACCCACCGCUUCCCCCUGGAAAAGGCCCUGGAGGCCUUUGAGACCACCAGGAGGGGUGAGGGGAUCAAAGUCAUGCUGAAGUGUGACCCCACUGACCACAACCCUUGAGCCACCACCGUCCCGGCCCCGUCCCCACCAUGCUGCCUGCGCAGGACGCCGAGCAAGAGGCCACCGGAUGCCGAUGUCUGGCUGUUGCGUGUUUACACCGUCACCUUAUGCAGGCACAGCUUUGUAAUAGAGCUAAAAAAUCAAACCAUAAUAAGGGUGAAUGGCACUGAGGGGUAGAUACAUUGUUAGGGUACUAACAGGUAACUAGAAAUCAGAAGAUUUGAAUCAAAGUGCUGCUGUUUGUUUAGACGAUGGUUCACAUCGUUGGCUCUCCUCUGGCGGACCCAGAAGAGCCUGGUUCUCUCUGCAUCAGGCAGAGCCGCCUGUGUGUCCGUCUGGACGUGCUGCGGGAGGCGUCACCGGGCGUGGGGUGACGGGAGGACGGAGAUGCUGGCACUCCGCCUUCCCACCCAGCUCUGGGGAGCCCAGUGUGAACCCUGCGCUUUCCAGUCGCCCCGUCCCUCGGGGAUGCUCAGGGGCUGCACAGCCCCUAGAACAAAGCCUUGCACGUUCAGGUCGUUCUCUCUGUGCUCUUUGCAAACAGCAGAGUGUGAGCCCAGAGCUUUUUUGGAGGAGACAUCUGGAGGCCAGCUGGGACUGUAUCUGCUCCAUGCGGGGCAGCGAGGAUCUGCAGAGCUUCACUGGGGGGUGUGUGCGGGUAACUGAGGCAGAGAGCCCUGUCCCGUGUGGCUCCCUGUGAGGCUGGGGGCACAGCUCGCUUUUUAGCGUGUGGGGAAGCGCAGGUGAGAAGGUAAGGGACAGCAUCACUCAAAGGUUUUACCACUGCAAACAAAUUACAACUUUGGGGGAAUAUCAGAGCUUCCUGCUGAGUUUGUGAGCCAAGAACCAGGUACUAGUGAAGUAGCAGGUUGCACAUAAUAAAAUCUCAUCUUUAAUUAUGGUUAAUUUUAACACCGGGAGAUCAGUCCCUUUCUUGGGCCGGUACUGAACUUUCCUCAAUAAAUGCUGCCUACCUGC
Molecule: messenger RNA, 2154 nt
Organism: Columba livia (rock pigeon)
Lineage: Eukaryota; Metazoa; Chordata; Aves; Columbiformes; Columbidae
Gene: SORD
Product: sorbitol dehydrogenase
Exons: 9
Coding region: 109-1176 (355 amino acids)
Biological process (GO): D-sorbitol catabolic process
Molecular function (GO): L-iditol 2-dehydrogenase (NAD+) activity; zinc ion binding
Source: RefSeq, a predicted model, not a curated record